GGGCGCGGGGCUCCCAUGGGCCGCGGCAGGGCCGCAGCCAAGCGGCCGGGGUCGGCCGAGCCGCGGCCGAGGGGCCAUGAGAAGGCGGGCCCCCCGCCCCGGGCCCCGCGCCCCGCGCCCAUGAGCUCCUCGCUGGCCAAGAGCCGGGCCGGGCCGUCGCUGCCGCGGGCGGGGGCGGCGGGGGGCGGCGGGGCCGGGGCUCUCCCGCCCCCGCCCCCGCCCCCGUCCCCGCCCCCGCCCCCGCCCCCGCCGGGCCCGCCCGGGGACCCCAGCUGGAGGAGGCCCCUCUGCCGCCCGGGACCCCGGGGGUCCGGCCUGCGGGGCUCCCCCGGCCCGCGCCCCCCGCCCCCGCCCGGGGGGCCGCGGGAGGCCGCCCGCCCCGCCUCGCCCGGCCCCGCCGCCCCCCGCCCCGACCCCGACCCGCUGCUGCACCAGCUGCGCCCCAUGCUCAGCUCCGCCUUCGGCCAGGACCGAGACCUGCGGCCGGAAGAGAUCGAAGAACUAAGGGAAGCCUUCAAAGAAUUUGACAAAGACAAGGACGGCUUCAUCAACUGCAGGGACCUGGGCAACUGUAUGCGUACGAUGGGCUACAUGCCCACCGAGAUGGAGCUGAUAGAGCUCUCUCAGCAAAUCAACAUGAACUUGGGCGGUCAUGUGGAUUUUGAUGACUUUGUGGAGCUGAUGGGCCCCAAGCUCCUGGCGGAAACAGCAGACAUGAUCGGUGUCAAGGAGCUGCGGGAUGCCUUCCGAGAGUUCGACACCAAUGGCGAUGGGGAGAUCAGCACCAGUGAGCUCCGGGAGGCCAUGAAGAAGCUGCUGGGACACCAGGUGGGACAUCGGGACAUCGAGGACAUCAUCCGAGACGUGGACCUCAACGGGGAUGGGCGUGUCGACUUCGAAGAGUUCGUGCGGAUGAUGUCCCGCUGAGGACGCGAGAAAGCUGUGGAGACCAACGCGCUCUCCGAGGGAGAAGAAGCCGGUGCGAGCACCUCACCCCAACGUCCCCGUGCGUGGGACGUCCAGACCGAGCCUGUCCGAGCAAGGGCGAGGUGCCCCACCCCGGACUCCCCCACCCCUCCGCACUGUGAAAGACUUGCAAACUCCUGCAACUGGAAGGCGCGGUGCCUGUGGAUGAGGUGGCAGUGCCAGGGCAGGCGGAGGUCGCGUAGGGCCCCAGGCGUCGCUGACCCCGGCGAUGGCUGCUGGCUGGCAGGAUCUUCCCAGAGUCCCCCAGGGGGCAUGUCUGUCCUUGGGGCUGAGCCACCCCCAUCCCUCCCUCCCUCUCUUCCUCGUUCUCCUCUCCCAGCUCCCUCCCUCUACUCCCUGAACCCUAAGAAUGAAUAAACGUUUCCAAAAGAAA
Ornithorhynchus anatinus (platypus) is the source of this 1360-nucleotide messenger RNA. It is a transcript of the gene CABP1, whose product is annotated as calcium binding protein 1. NCBI's taxonomy places the organism in Eukaryota, Metazoa, Chordata, Mammalia, Monotremata, Ornithorhynchidae. Gene Ontology annotation, molecular function: calcium ion binding. The record is from RefSeq and is a predicted model, not a curated record. Bases 16 to 927 code for a protein of 303 amino acids. The transcript is spliced from 6 exons.